Messenger RNA from Closterium sp. Naga37s-1, 882 nucleotides. The record is from the annotation of a GenBank genome assembly. Lineage: Eukaryota; Viridiplantae; Streptophyta; Zygnematophyceae; Desmidiales; Closteriaceae.
AUGGCAGCAGACAGCACCCUAUCAAGGACCUUUCGUUGGCAGGUUGACGGUUUCUCCAAGGUGGCAGAAAGGAAACUUAAUUCCAGGCCCACCUUCCUGGUGAACGACCGGUUGGAGUUCCCGGAGGAGCUGGACUUGGACAGGGGCAGUUGCAAGUACCUCAGCCCGCUCUCCGACAGGAGUGUGCGCAACCUCUACCUGCUGCAUAGUGUUGUGGUCCACACUGGCAACGCUGUCGACGGGCACUACCACGCCCUCAUUUGCCUAGACCUCGCACGCCAGUGGUUCAAGUUUGAUAACGAACAAGUGACGAAGGUGGAGCAGUGUGGGGGGGAUGAAGAGUACUCCAACGCCUACAUCCUUACCUACAUUCGGCAAUCCGACCGGGACAAAAUUCUUUCCAGCGUUGACGAGAAGGACAUUGCGCAGCACGUGCGUACUCGGUGGAAGUUGGAACAGGAGGCGCAGGAGCAAAAGCGGAAGGAAAACACAGAGACGGAUCUUUUCACUGUCAAAGUGUCACGCGAUGAGGACAUGCGAGGGCAGAUUGGCCGGACCGUUUACUUUGAUCUUGUGGACCAAGACAGAGUGAAGAGCUUCCAAGUCGGACAGCUAACCGAUUCGGCUGGUAUAUCAGGCACUAAAGAGCUCUGCCUUUUUCUUGAAGGCACUUCUUCCAUCCCAAAUUCUUCGAAGCUUGCUUUGCACGAUAGGGCAAAAGAUUACAUUCUGCUUUUUGUGAAGCUUUACGACCCCGCUCUUAGAAUCAUUAGGUGCAUGGGUCACCAGUUCGUGAGUCUUGACAACAUGCCCAAAGAUGUGCAGGAAUGGAUUAAUAAGAUGUGUGGCUUCACAGCGAAUCAGGACAUUCAGCUAUUUGAG